AUGAGUUCAUCUAUCAUGAAGAUCAAGUCCCAGACGGAUUCCAUUCGAACCAUCUCGACACUCGAUUCUACCACCCAUUCUACAUGUACAAGGAAAGUCAGUGUCCGCUUUGACACCGUGGAAGUUCGAGAGUAUCCAAUGAUCUUGGACGAAUCCAAGUACAAGAAUCCUUUCUUGACAAUUGAUUGGGAAGCCGUAUCCAGAAGGGUUGGCAAUGUCGAUCAGUUUGAACGCAGCAAGGGCCAGCAAGAACCUCGGAUCCUAGAACCCAAAGAACGCUUGCACAUUUGCGUGCGAUCUGGCUACCCAGUCAGCUACAUUCGUCAACACCUUGCCAAGCCCAACCCCUACAUUGAGGACGAGGCCGAAGUACCCACCGAAGGAGAGACCUGCAAGGGAUUGCUCAAGAAGCAAAAGCCACAAAAGAAGUCGAUGUUUUCCAAAAUGAAGUUCAAGUUUGGAAAGAGCCCCAAGGCUAUUGCCGUAUCUGCAUAA
Seminavis robusta is the source of this 495-nucleotide messenger RNA. The record is from the annotation of a GenBank genome assembly. Lineage: Eukaryota; Bacillariophyta; Bacillariophyceae; Naviculales; Naviculaceae.